AGGCUCUACGUUCACGGCCUGGCGGAGUUCUUCUGCGGAAACGAUUGGAGAUGGAACAUCUUCGACUUUCUCGUCGUGGGCUUGCAGUGGUUUGAACAGGCCGUCGACCUCCUCUUCAUGGCUUUCGGCGGGCACCGCAAUGGCACGGUCAUGAAUUUUGGUUUCCUGCGCAUUCUGCGCACAUUGCGUGUUGUGCGAAUCAUGCGCUUAGCCCGGGUCUUGCACCUCGUGGUCGAGCUUCGUACCAUGGUGUCCUCAAUUGUGGCGUCCUUGAAACCGCUCUUCUGGGCCACGCUCUUGUUCUCCAUGCUGAUCUAUGCCGUGGCGGUGGCGAUGACUCAAAUUGCCAAUGAGUAUCGCUCCAGCAGUGGUUCUGACAGUCAGCUUGAAAGGUACUUCGCCAACCUUGGGGUGGCCACGCUGGCCUUGUGGGAAUGCAUCUCGGGGGGCAUGGAUUGGCAGGACAUGGCGCAGCCUCUCAUUGACGACGUGUCUCCGAUGAUGGCCAUCGUUUUCUCGGCCUAUGUGGCGUUUUCAGUGCUGGCCAUGAUGAACGUAAUCACAGGCAUUUUCGUUGACAAUGCCAAGACCUACGCGCAGCAAGACAAGGAUUCCUACGUCGUGCGGCAUGUGUUGAACCUGUUCAAACAAAGCGAUUUGAAUGAGCAAAAUGCUAUCGACUGGAAGGUGUUCCAAGCCAAGUUGGACACUCGUGAGCUCCAAGAACUCUUCGACGCAGUGGACGUCAAUGUGGCGGAUGCUCGCAGUCUCUUUAAGCUCAUCGAUACGGACAACAGCGGCAGCGUGUCGCCGGAUGAGUUAAUGCGUGGAUGGAUUCGCUUGCAAGGGCCAGCGAAGGCUUUGGACUUGUCGCUACUCCUGAGAGAGUCCACACGGAAUUUCGAGUCCAUCCACAGGCACUUGAGUGGUAUGCGCCAAGUAAUUUCUUGGUUGGCGCGGUCCAUAGUGGGACGUCUCAGAAAUGGGCCGAACUUUGCUGGGCUAAAAGCCCGGUGGAGACAUUGGUCUUUCCCGACCUCAACCAGCAGUUAGAACACGCUCCUCUUGACCUGUUGGAUGUCUCUGAGAGGUCUUUCACAUUGAGCCCGGGCACCGUCAGG
Cladocopium goreaui is the source of this 1121-nucleotide messenger RNA. The record is from the annotation of a GenBank genome assembly. NCBI's taxonomy places the organism in Eukaryota, Dinophyceae, Suessiales, Symbiodiniaceae.